Molecule: messenger RNA, 3081 nt
Organism: [Candida] anglica
Lineage: Eukaryota; Fungi; Ascomycota; Pichiomycetes; Serinales; Debaryomycetaceae
Source: the annotation of a GenBank genome assembly
GAGAUUGUUAGUCCCAUACUUUCAUCAGUAUUAGGUUAAUAAUGGCUACUUUGGAGUCACUUGCUACACUCUUGGAACAUUCGCUUGCUCCGCAACAUGCCCGUACUGCGGAGACCCAGCUCCGGACACACGAAACCGAGGCAGGGUUCCCGGUAACGUUGUUACAUGUAAUCUCAUCCACCAACUUAUCAUUACCAAUCCGUUUAGCAGCAGCAGUAUUUUUCAAGAAUUUGGUUCGUAGAAGAUGGGUUAAUGAAGAUGGUCAACAUUUGUUUGCCCCAGAAGACGUCACGUAUGUUAAGGGAGAAAUUGUCAACGUUAUGAUCAAACUUCCAAACACCCUUCAAACCCAAUUGGGAGAAUCCAUUUCAAUCAUUGCUGAGUCAGAUUUCCCUCAUAAUUGGGAAGGACUUAUAGAUGAACUUGUAGCAAAGUUCCUGCCCACAGACUUUGUUGCCAACAAGGCCAUUUGUGUGGUUGCCCAUUCAAUUUUCAAGAAAUGGAGACCUCUUUUCAGAUCAGAUGAACUUUUCUUGGAAAUUAAACAUGUCUUGGACAAGUUUUCACAACCUUUUUUACAAUUAUUGAUCAAGGUUGAUGAGGAAAUCGAUAGAUCUAUUGCUAGUAACGAUUCUGCCUCAUUAAACUUGUAUUUGGAGAACUUACUUGUGCUUAUUCAAAUCUAUUACGAUUUGAAUUGUCAAGAUAUUCCUGAAUUUUUCGAAGAUAAUAUGAAUGCUGGGAUGGCUCUCAUGCACAAAUAUUUGGUGUUGGAAACUCUGCUUGUUGGGGAUGCAGAUGAUGAUGAAGAUGUGGAUCUUCUUAUCAAAAUUAAGACUGCCAUCAUUGAAUUGGUAUCUCUUUAUAUUAGUAGAUAUGCCGAUGUAUUUGAAUCAUUGAUUGAGAACUUUAUCACCACUAUUUGGAAAUUGAUCAAUACCUAUGUCACCAAACAGUCCAAAUUCGAUUUACUUGUGGUGAAAUCAUUGGCGUUUUUAACCUCAGUAACCAAAAUGGUUCAAUAUCAAGGCUUAUUCAACAAUGAACCAGCCAUUAAGGAAAUCAUUGAAAAAAUCAUCUUACCCAAUAUCUAUUUCAGAGAAGUCGAUGAGGAAAUGUUUGAAGAUGAACCAAUUCAAUACGUUAGAUCAGAUUUGGAAGGUAGUGAUUUCGAUACCAGACGGAAAAGUGCCACUGAUUUCUUGAGAGAAUUGAAAGAAGUCAAUUCUGAGUUGGUCACCAAGACUGUCAUGGAGUAUGUCACGGGAUUCUUGAACAACUCCGGUGCCGGAGAUUGGAAAAAUAAGGAUAUAGCCAUUUAUCUUUUCAGUUCAUUAGCUGCAAAGGGAUCUGUCACCGGGGUAGGGGUCACCUCAACCAAUGUUCUUGUUGAUGUGGUUAAAUUUUUCGCAGAAAACGUUGCCAAUGAUCUUAUGAACACCACCAUUCAUCCUAUCUUGAAAACUGACGCCAUCAAGUACAUUUUCACCUUUAGAAACCAACUCACAAAGCAACAACUCAUCGAGACUUUCCCCAUGUUAUUCAGCCAUUUGCAAGAUAAAAACCCCGUGGUUUACACAUACACCGCCAUCACCAUAGAGAAAUUGCUCUCGAUGACCAACUUUAACGAUACAACCCAUUCCCCUGUUUUUUCCAAACAGGACAUCCAACCCUUUUCCACUGAUUUGUUGACUCAUUUAUUCCAAUUGAUCCUUCAACAUCAAGCACCAGAAAAGCUUAGUGAGAAUGAAUUUCUCAUCAAAUGUAUCAUGAAGGUGUUGCACAACUCUGAAGAUUGCAUCGAUUCAAACUUUAGAAUGACCUUGAUCGAUCAACUCUUGAAAAUCUUACAGAUCAUUUCCAGAAACCCAUCGAAUCCGAAAUUCUCUCAUUAUAUCUUUGAAUCGUUAGGGUUAUUGAUAAAGUACUCUAAUAAUACUUCGAAUCAAGAAAUUGAAAUGAUUUUACCUCCCUUACUCUCCAUUUUGGGCGAUGAUGUUCAAGAGUUUGUCCCGUACACUUUCCAAAUCCUUGCCUUUUUAUUGGAAGUUUACCCCGACUCACAACCUUUACCAGACAGUUACAAGCAACUCAUCAAGCCAUUACUCGCUCCUGCAGUCUGGGAAUUCCGUGGUAAUGUCCCGGGGAUUUCCAGAUUAUUAAUUGCCAUUUUAAAGCAAGACCCAUCUACAUUCUCUCUGAGUGAACAAAGUUUGACCCCUUUACUCGGGGUUUUCCAAAAGCUUAUUGCUUCCAAGGCCAAUGAUUCAUAUGGAUUCGAGCUUUUAGAAUCUAUUCUCCUCAACAUCCCAUUGAAUGUCUUGCAAAAUUACAUCAAGCAAAUCGCCGUCUUACUUCUUACAAGAUUGAAAACUUCAAGAACGGAAAAAUACGUCAAAAGAUUUGUAGUGUUCAUUUUCUCCUUGUCAUGUAUCCCCUUGAAUGAUGACUUGAAAUCAAAAACCCAUGGAUUUAUCGAUGCAGACUUUGCUGUCAAUUUCAUUGAUUCGGUGCAACCAGGGGUCUUCCAACAGAUCUUCAAUUCAUUCAUCUUACCCACAUCUGGAGCCUAUGCAAACUUGCAAGAUAAAAAAAUAGCCACGCUAGGAUUACUGGAAAUCAUCAACUCUACUCAUUUCACUCAGGGUAACUACACUAGUUUGACUGUAUCCACAAUUGAAAAGCUUUUGAACAACGUUCAAGGAUUGGGUGGGUUGGCCAAGAGUUCUUCCGUAGCUGCUACUGCCGCCGCCGUGGGCGGUACCGUGUCUGGACAGCAAGCAGUAGCUAUCAACGAGUUAGAUUUGGAAAGUCUGGCAUUUGGAUCUCAAUUUUCCAAGAUUGUGUCGAUUCAACAAGGUGCCUUUGACCCUAUCCCAUCGAUCAGAAGCAACGACCAAGCAGCAAUCAAGAACGCUGUGGUUAUGAAUUUGAAGAAAUUGCAGACCACGGGUAUAUUCGCCCAAUUGGAUCAAACCAGUCAACAUUCUUUGAAGAGCUUGGGAUUCUAACGAGAAGAAGAAAACAACAAAUAAUCAAAUAAAAAACAUUUCUUGUGCAGAGAGCUAGUGCAAGAAAGGU